AUGGCGAGUAAGUUUGAGGAUGCUUCUUCUCCCAGGUAUACACUAAUGGCGAACCUCUCUAGAAUCCAAGAACUCGUCCCAGCACAACCAGUCGAAGAAGGCUCACCUAUCAAGAAGCCAAAGACCUCCAGAUACCCUUCCCUCAAGGGUACCGACCCCAAGUUCAGAAGAAACCACAAGCAUGCCCUGCACGGAACAAUGAAGGCACUGAAGGCGGCCAGGGAGGAAUCUGCAUAAAGUGGUGUUAGGUCUCUCGGGGAACAGGGCGUGGUAGAUUUUGAUGAGGGCUUGUGGGCUGCGGUCUGCCAGUUGUAUCCGGACUGUUAUAAUGCGCAAAUCGGCGAAAUAGCUCGGGGGCACAGAAUUGAACACGAUCCAAAU
This is a messenger RNA of Pseudogymnoascus verrucosus, 381 nucleotides long. It is a transcript of the gene RPL29, whose product is annotated as 60S ribosomal protein L29. The transcript is spliced from 3 exons. Gene Ontology annotation, biological process: cytoplasmic translation. The record is from RefSeq and is a predicted model, not a curated record. Gene Ontology annotation, molecular function: structural constituent of ribosome. The coding region runs from base 1 to 237 and encodes 78 amino acids. Gene Ontology annotation, cellular component: cytosolic large ribosomal subunit; ribosome. Lineage: Eukaryota; Fungi; Ascomycota; Leotiomycetes; Thelebolales; Thelebolaceae.